AUGGCUGCUGUAAUAUUAGCAGUUCGAGACAAGAAAAUGGGCUAUUUAAAGGCAGCAAAAACUUAUAAUGUACCCAGAACCACCUUAUUUCGACUUGUUCAAGAAAAUGACAGUUUGUUAGAAGAUACUCUGACCAAAAAGAUAGGUCGCAGACCAGUAUUUAAUAAGGUUUUUGAGGAAAUGUUGGUGAAAUAUGCCCUUGUUAUGGAACAAAAAUUAUAUGGUUUGACUCGAAUGGAUAUGAGAAGGAUAGCAUAUCAACUUGCUGUUAAAAAUAAUGUGCCCCAUCCAUUCCAUGACGACAGAGCUGGCAGAUACUGGCUCAAAGGAUUUCUUGCGAGGCACAAGCAAACUUUAUCAAUACGCAAGCCCACUGGAACACCUUUUGCUAGAGCCAAUGGAUUUACAAAAUCAAGAAUGGACGAGUUUUAUCAAAAUCUUGAGAAAGUUUAUGACGAAAAAAAGUUCACGGCUAGUAGGAUUUUUAAUGUUGACGAAACAGGACUGUCAAUUGUACAAAGCAAAUAUCCCAAAGUGAUUGGUCGCCGAGUAAAAAAGCAAAUUGGAGCUAUGUUGUCUACUGAAAGGGGAACUCUCAUAACAGUGAUGACCUGUAUGAGUCCAGCUGGUAUAUUUGUACCGCCAAUGAUGAUUUUCCCGCGCAAAAAUAAUAGCGACCUAUUAAAGAAAGGCUCUCCUGAGGGUUCUAUUAUCCGAGUACAUCCUUCUGGCUGUAUACAAACACAUUUAUUCACGCAGUGGUUUGAACAUUUUAUCGAUUAUGUAAAGCCGUCCGAAUCCUCACCAGUUCUCCUCUUAUUUGACGGUCAUUUCAGCCACACAAAGAAUAUCGAGCUCAUAGAUAAAGCUAGACAGAAUCAUGUGACUUUGAUUUCACUGCCGCCACAUUGCACACAUAAGAUCCAGCCCAUGGAUAAAGCAUUCAUGGGGCCACUAAAAAGUUACUACUACAGUGAAGAAAUUCUUAUGUGGUUGCGCGAAAACAAUAGACCACUUACUGCCUACGAUAUUUCAGAGUUAUUUGGCAAAGCUUAUCUAAAAUGCCAGACUGGUGAAAUUGCAGCAAAUGGCUUUGGAGUUGGUGGCAUUUAUCCAUUAAAUACAAAUAUUUUCACGGAAUCUGACUAUCUCGCAGCAGCACAAGAAUCAGCGGAUGGCAUUGCUGAAAACGAACAAGAAGCACGUAGUCCUAUCGCUGCAAGUCCACAAGUCAUAAAUGAAGCUGGAAAUCAUUCACCAACCCUAUUACAAGGUUUCGAUGACAGUCAUGUUGAUGUUUCGUCAGAUAGCAGACAACAGUCAAAUGAAAUUGUGUCGGAAACAGAUCCUCCAUCAGUAAACCUUCCUGAUAUUGCCAUGCGAGAAGAACAAGAAAAAGAAAAUCUUCCUGGACCUUCUCGUAGUAACCCCAUUGUGACACCGUUUCAAAUCUCACCAGUUCCUACUUCCAAAUAUCGGUCAUCAAAUCGAGGUCGUAAGCCAGGUAAAUCUGAAAUAAUUUCUAGCUCACCCUACAAAAAGCAAUUGGAAGAAGCAAUAAACAAAAAAAAAACUGAAAAAAAACCAUUUGAAAAUGAGUAUAAAAAUAGAAACAAAGAAAAGAAAACAAAGAGAAAUUUAAAAGGGAAAGGAAAGGGAAAAGGGAAAAGUUCCAUAUCAACCAAAAGAAAGAUAUUUCCAGAAAAAGACACAGAGUCUGAUAGUGAUGAUACAUUCGCAUCUGAUGAAUCAGAAGAAGAUAUACCCUCUUAUGCUAAUGUGGGACAACCUACAGGAAAUGACUGUAUUUGUUUUUUCUGUAAUGGAAAAUUUACCGAAGAUCAAAGGGGAGAACAAUGGGUGCAAUGCUUCACAUGCGAAGGCUGGGUGCACAGCGAAUGUGCUGGUUAUGAUUCGGGUUGCUAUGUUUGUGAUUACUGCAAAGACUAG
Molecule: messenger RNA, 1950 nt
Organism: Parnassius apollo (apollo)
Lineage: Eukaryota; Metazoa; Arthropoda; Insecta; Lepidoptera; Papilionidae
Source: the annotation of a GenBank genome assembly